GCUCUAUCUUGGAGGAUAAUUCCUAUUGGUGUCCAAAACAUUGAAAGAUAUCUUAGAAUCAAGUCACCAUUGGGUAUGUUCGUUGUUUUUUUUUUUUUUUGCAGUUUGUUGUGCUUUCCAAUGGAGUUUUCCCUGUUUUAUUGGUCAAUGAUUGUCAGCAUUCCUUUGUAGUUCUUUUGUUCGGUUGGUUGGUUGUGUUUGUUCUAGCCUUUAAAUUUUAUUUCCCUGUUUCCUUUUCCAGUUAUAAGAUCCAGCUUAUUUUGCGGGAUAACACAGGCGAGGCUCCCUUCAUAGUGUUUGGUUCAUGCAGCAACAAUUUGGUCUUUACUUUUGCUCCACUCCUGGCACAAAGAUAUCCGCAUAGGUCAGGUCAGCUGCCACCAGAAUUGGAUGCCCUUUAUGGCCAGCAUGUAAAGUUCGAGGCUAAGCUGCCAAUGAUCGAGCCUAAUGGAGUGACAACGGGGGAGUUCAGGGUUCUACGUGUUGUUCCUCAGCAAAAUCAUCAGAUACAGGCAGCUGCACCCCUUUUAAUUCAUAACACUGUGCAUGCUUCCCAGUCUUCUCAGAGCAAUAACUACCUAUCUGGAGCGUCGAUGGGGACUGGAGUUGUGAAGUUGUCAAUUGGACAUGGUUCGGGAUCCUCCCCAUCAAGUUCUGCGAAAGGAAAAGAGAAAGUUUCGGGGCCUUUGUUGUUUGAGAACUGCAAGCCUGCUUUCCAAAUUGGUCAGCUGAUGCAGGAGUCUCUCGGCCAAUCUCAUGGAUCGCUCUCAGUCAAUGAAAAGGUCACAAAUUCUGGAGCAGGUGUCGUUCAUGAGGUCCACCCAUCUCUGCCAAUUGUCGUGCCAUUAGAUACUAUAUCUGCCCUUAAAGAAUCUAAUGAGCAACCCCCUCUGAACCUGGAAAGCUGAUCGCAACUGAUGUCGCGGUUCCGGUGAAGGCAAUAAGUGACAAAUCCAUUGACAUGGUGAACUAUUCAGUGACACCAUCCCACCUGCCACAUAAUCAAAAGUCAGAAUUCUUGGGAGCACCUGGACAGGUGUCUUCAAAUCUCUCGGAUUCAGCUCCUGUCGACUCUGUAACUCCUGAGAGUAAAAUCAAUGCACCAUCGUUGUCAAAUCUGCCCAUGUCAUCAUCAGCUCCACCUUUUUCAUCGCCAUCAGCAUCCAUGCGAGAUUUCUCCCUGACUAAGCUAACAACGUUGGUUGCUGUGGAUGCAUUAUAUGGAUCUUUUUUUUAUUGCUUUUGAAUGAAACAGGUUGGCUUCUCCAUUGGCUAAGGUCAAGGUGGAAAAGCUGGAUGCUUCAGAGGUGGAAAAAAAUGGUGCUGGUGCACAUGGAUCUGCUCUGUUCUCGAUUGGGGACUCCGGUUCAAUGGAAGAGGCGUCUGCCAUGCUCAUGGGGUGUGUCGCAUUUCCUUCGACCAGAAGAAACAAUUUGUAAAAUGGAAAUGUGCUCCUUUUUCAUUACUGGGAUUUUGUUCUUCCUGUUCUUUGUGUUCUUUCCAUAUUAUUCCUCAGAAUCAGGAGCGUGCAAGGAUUGAUCCAACAGAGCAUAUGAAUGGAUUGAUAAAAGUGUUUGUUUAUGAAACGACAUGGUCUAGGUCGUUCGCUUUAAUGAAUCACAAAACUCACC
Messenger RNA from Linum trigynum, 1631 nucleotides. Lineage: Eukaryota; Viridiplantae; Streptophyta; Magnoliopsida; Malpighiales; Linaceae. The record is from the annotation of a GenBank genome assembly.